AUGACAAUACCUCUUUGGAAACUAUCGCUUCUUCUUCCUGUCUGGGCCAACUUAUUGGAUUCUAGUUGGGCAUUGAUUGUGUCGCCACGGCCAACAGCAGGUUUGACAAAUCCCUAUACCGGUACCGGUAGCAGCCAGGACCAAUCUCUGGAACAGUCCUUUUCUGUGGCAAGAAUACGAUCGACCCGCCGACCCGAUGUAGAGCCGGUGGCGGACCUAUUGUCCUCGGCCAUUACGGGAGAUGCGUCUGGUUUCAAGGCGCGAGUGGAGAGGCUACGAAUCAAGUCGUCUGUCGAAACGACUCUGGACCUACGAGUGCGAGCCAUUCAAGAGGGAAAACAACACUUGAGUCAGGCGGUUGCGACUCCACCAGGCGAAGCCAUCAAUGAAAAAUCGGAUCAUUUGAGGUUUCUGUGGUCCAACGAAUCGUUUCGGAACAAGAUUGCGCAAGCAGCAGAGCUAUCCAGUGAACCUCAUCCAUGGGGAUACCAUAAUUUUGCCAUGGCACCAAAGGACCCGAACUGGUUGAGGCAUGAAAUGAUUACUGCUGAGUGCACGAGAACCGGAGCAAUCGUUGGAUUCUGUGAGAUUGCCAUGCUCUUGAGCCCACCUCAGACAGCGCCCCCACAGUCGUAUGGCGAUAGCGGAGGCGGCAACGAGGAGGAAGAAUACUAUACAACAAGAUGUCUGCCCACCAUUGCCAACCUUGUCGUAUCUCCUGAAUGGAGAAGGAGAGGAAUUGCCAAGGGACUGAUUAGGAGUGCGGAACGAGUUGUGGAAAGGAAAUGGAAGUCAGACGAGCUUGGAUUGUACGUUGAAAAGCGGAACACAAAAGCCAUCUACCUUUACUCAAAUGCUGGUUUCCAGGUCCAAGCGUCGCUGCAAGAAGAGGACAACCCUGACAAGUGGUACAUGUGCAAGGAACUGAAGACCCAAUAGCGGCUACGGGGCUUGUAGCCAGUCCUAAAUGCCAAUAGGCACAAUUUUGAACUCUCAAGACUAGCCAGAAGUCGCAAUGUGCUCUGGGCAGGAGUAUCUUAUGUGCACCCUGCCCAUGAUACCGGUAGGCUGCCAGUGGAAUGAAGGUGUACGCAAAAGUGCUGCAGAAUCUGGCCAUGGAAAUCCUAAAAUAAUUUGCCGAUGAUAAUGGCUGCCCGUGAGAUGAAGGUGUCUGCAAGCUUGAAGUGAAAAUGUCCUGAUUGCUCAUUUACACGCGCCCGCUGAAAGUUGUGUUUUCUCUGGGCAUCGUAAGGUGGCUGUCUAACCACCCCUGAUGGAUCUGUUGUCGGAAUCGAAUCCUGGUCGACAUUCGAUCUUCCCGCGAACGCUUAUCAAAAAGAGUUUACGGUUCCACACUGGCACAAAACUAGCCAGCUUAACAUCGCAAUGCUCAGCAACUAAAUCGACGGCAGAUAAGACCAGCGAUUGCUCCAAAGUUCUGCAUUGGUGGGAAGGGGGCCGUGGUGCACAGGCAACUGGGGUGGCAAACUCACCCACUAUGUGCAGUGCCACAACCUAAAAUACUUCAAGAAAGCCAAAAACACUUCAGCAGAACCGGAAGCUUGCUAGCAGUUAGACCUUCUGUUUCCACUCCAUAGUCUACUAACUCAAAAGCCUCCACCGUCCUUCGCUUCAACAAGGCUCAUAUCCAUCGGGCUUUACGUCCACACUCGUAUAUCGCAAACUAGCCUCUUACGGUACAGCACAAUCCUCCUCAAAAGUCCAACACGCUGCCAAUCAUUCGACCUCCAAGCUCUUGCAAUUCAGCUUCGAUGCGGCACUCCACUUCAUCCGCGUUGCUGGCGACACCAUUGUUAUUUUUGUUGCUGGUGUCGCCUGCGAAUGGAUUCUUUUGGUUUACUGGAGCGCUCAUCAUCAUCAUCAUCGGACUCUCACUGUGAAAUCCACCAGGCACAAGCGGUGCAUUGUUCCAAGAAAAAGGCGAGGGUUCUGGAAUCGUGCAGGUUGUGGACGGUGUUGAAGGAACCAGAGAGGGCAGUUCGUUAUUGUUGCGUACAGGGGUAAAGAGAUCAGAUGCGGUACUGUGGUUGUUGGUCAAAGCAGGUUGUUGUAGCUGUUGUGGUACACGAGCAAAACCCGGUGGCGCGGACAAACCAGGUGGGGGACGAACAGGCCGCUUUGGUGUACUCAUGCUUCCAAGUUGAUUCAUGGGUGGUGCAGCAGUCCUGGUCGACGUGUUCCACAGACCCAAACCAUCACUCUCAGUGCGGGGACCAGUUGGCAUUUGACUGUAAGACGUAACAAAGGGAUUUCCGGUUGUGUAGCUUUGGGCAGGCGCAGGUGUAAUAGAACUUGUUGCACCGACUUUCGUUGGUUGCAAAACAACAGGAAGAGCCGGUAAAGACCACGAGGAAGCCCCAAUUUCACAAGAGAACAAGGACUGCGAGUAUGGCGAGAAAGGCGGCAAGCGGCUGUUGUUUUCGUCGUUGCUGUUGGUUGCAUGGCCACUAAUGAGAGUCAGGUUGUUGCGUUCCGUGUUAAGCGAUGGCGAAGCGAUGACAGGAGACCCAGAGAUAACAGUUGUUGCGUUGUUGGCCCGGGGAGAGGGAGUCGUUGAAACUAGCAAAGUGCUAUCAAAGGUUGUUGGCACUGGCGACACGGUUCGAGCGGCCUUGGGUGGAGCUGGCUGUGCCUUGUUUGUCACGGCUUUCUUUCCCUUGGCACCACGAGUCGCACGAGCAUUCUGAGCACUAUAGGUUCCCUUAGCAGCGGCUGGAGCGGCAGCAGUCUGUUUGGAGCUGUAUUGGUUUCCGAAUCGAUUAUCAGUCAUGGUGAAUUUGGGCACGGGCUUGGCCAUUUUCAGAGCUUCUGCCCGAGCGGCGUUGGGAGCUGGUGGUGGCAAUUUACCACCACCAGCCUUUCCUUGCUUUUGUCCCUUGGUCUUGCCAUUGCUGUUCGUCUUUGCUGCUGCAGAUUUACCUUUACCUUUGGGUGGCGAGGUGACGACCGCACGAUUGGAGCGGGGUGUUGGCUGCUGCUGUUGCUGUCCAGAUCGAACCGAGAAAGACGAGCACGAAAUAUCAUCCGACAUGGACGUGGUAUCCACGGUACAGACAGAGGGCACAGGAGUUCUCAACUUGGCAGUGUCACAGGUUUCAUCCGAGCUGACAACCGAUUCCAGUGCGGACGGUGACGUCAUGAUGCUACCUUCCUCAAAACAAGACGUGCUGGUGGGUGGUGCGGGUGCAGGCGAAUGCACAACGUUGACAUCACCGCUGCUGCUUCGACUAGCUCCAUCCGAUGCGACUUCUUCUACCUUGGGUAAUCGUAGAGCAUUGUUGUUGGCGUUGCUGCUACUGUUCCCGGCCGUUUUUAUCCGUCCUCGUGCAUUAUUUUUUCCCUUUCGUCUACGUCGUUUCUUUUCCGCGCCACUGGAGCGACGCUUGGUUGAGCUGGUUGCGGCAGUCCCACUAUUAUUCUUGUGGUGGGCGACGCAGUUGGACAAGAAAGCUUUGUGCAUGGCAAUAGCGACAAUCAGAACCAGGAUAAUGGAUGCGGAUGCAGACACAGUCCCCACGACCACUCCAUAAUCCCGUAUCAUGAUUGCCCAACACGUGGUAGACGAUUGCAAGAUGGAAACCAUAGUGUCGCUGUUUGUUUGAACGAAUUCACGCGGUAGAUCCAAGGCCAAUUUAGUACAACAAACGUGAGCGAGAGACGAGGCAAGGGAGAGGGGAGAGAGCACGAGUGGGUCAGAGGACGGUUCUGCAGGUGUGACAUCCAUGUCCGCGAAACGUGCUUUGAUGUGAAUGACUCCCAGCACGGCUCCAUCAAGUGAAGGAGAGGGGCAGCUAGCUAGAUAACCUCAAGGGGAGAGGGCUAGCUAGCUGCCACGGGAGUCAUCACCAUGCAGUCGCAGCCAAGCCCUAUCAUCAGAAUGAGAACUCACCGUAUCUUGCGCAACAUGAUCCAUGUCAUGCCAUCCGGAUGAACGACCAAAGCGACGACGGUGAGUAUAGCUAAUGCCACCAAUCCCGGCGGUGGCCAGGAGCCAUCGUUGACUACUUGUUUGUGGUGAUGAUGAACAUGACAAAGCGAGUUGGGAGAACUGGCACAAGCGGUACAGGUAGCAAUCGCCGCCGAGUUUCCCAGUAGCAGCGAUUGUAGCAAUAAAAAGUACUUGCGGGGUCCAGACACUGGGGUCGUCUCGUUCUCGUCGUUGUGGUCGUCGUUGGCCACCACAAGCGACCGCAGAGCCGUCACGACGCCUUGAAGCCACAGCAGCAUCAUCGAAAAACAAGUCAAGAUAUCCCAAGAAGCAGUAGUGCUGUCCACGUCGAUGAAAUCCAGCGUCGCCGAUUCCUUCUUGUUGCCGUCAGUAGUAGUAGAUGCAGUCGUAGUAGAUGCAGUGCUCGUCGUCGUUGUUGUUGUAGUGAUAAGGGUAGGAUUGCUGUACGAAGUGGUAGUGGAAUAGAAUUCCGAAUAGAGCAGAGUGGCGGGGUGAUGCCCCUUGACCAGCUCCGCCUGAAUCGCUAUCGGCGCCAUGAGAAACUUCUUGGAGUUUUUCUUGAUACAGAGCUGCUUGUUACUUGUGUCUUUAGCUUGCUGGUUUCAAAUGAUAAAUGAGAUGGCCACCACAAGAAAACCUCAGGCACUUUUAUGUGCGUCGCUAUUUGGUUCGAUUCAAUUCAAGUAUCGCUCUGCAGAUAAUAGCAAUAGCAAUAGCAACAGGGUAUAUACUAUCUGGCAAACAACACAGACGCCUCAAUGGCUGUUAUAGUUGCUGUGAGAACAGACACAGCUCUGUGCUCUUGCUGCACUCUGUUGGUUGUUGUGGUACAGGUACAGGUAUCCAAACCAACCAACUGUGUCUGCCUUGAUCAAUGUCCGCCAAGAAGAGGGGGGUUCUGUCGCUUUCUUUCUUGUCGUUCAGUGGUGGUAAGGCUUCCAUGCAUUUAUUACCGCACAGCCACGAGGACACAAAAAUGCAGCGAUGCGAGAGUGCCGUAGAUACCAUACGCACGGGCCACGCGCUCGCGCUCUCCUUGUCCCAAAAGGAUUUUAAUCCAGUCGAAUGAGUCGAAUGAUGCAUGCCCAGGUCAUCCUCUUCCAAAAGAAGAAGCAAAGAAAAAGAUCCAAAAGGGAGACAGGAUCUGGCAAAGAUUUGGCACCCUUGGGCCAGCCUUUAGUGGGUUGGGGUAUCGUAGCAGCGACCUGUAGUUAUCUGGCAUUAAACUAGCAUUUCUCGCCAGAUAAUAAAGCAGGAGGUUCCUCUCAAGCAAGCAAGUAGCUAGGUCUAGCUAGCUCAGAUGCGAUCGAGGAGUCUCCAAAUUGCUGUAUUUCAUUGGCUGGCUCCCAGUUCGUACUCCCAGAUAGAUACCGUAGGUGAUGAGAAGCCCACAGCUAGUAGAGAGAUUGGCGGGUCGUCCGUUUAUUUGACUUUAGGGAAAUAGCUAGCUAGCUGGCCAGCGGUGGCGUCAAGUUGGUGUGAUGUUCGUGUAGCUGUUCGUGUGCGGUAGAAAGGAGCCAAGGGGGGCGAAAGCACUAUAAAGCAAAAGUCCCUCCAAAAUGCAAGGAGGCGCGCUCCGUAAUGAACGUUCUGUAGUACUAGUGCAUAUCCAGCCAAUGGAAGAGGUACGGUACGGUACGCCACUACCGGUACAGUAGAAUGGGAUGCACCUCUUUGGAGUGUUUAGCACCCCAUCCUUCUUUUUUGUUUGAAUAAGACCGUGAUGGAGGGAACAAUGGUCUUUUCCUUGGUACCGGUACCCGUGUUAUUAAUAAUAGUAUUAAUAGCUAUUUUAAAAUACCUGGUAGCACCUCUUGUGUCAUCAUAGUACGCCCAGCUUCAGAAGUCAGAAGG
Messenger RNA from Seminavis robusta, 5824 nucleotides. Lineage: Eukaryota; Bacillariophyta; Bacillariophyceae; Naviculales; Naviculaceae. The record is from the annotation of a GenBank genome assembly.